AUGUCAUCUCUGAACACCACCGCCUUCUCCCAGCAUCCUUCUUUCCUGCUGGUCGGCAUCCCUGGGCUGGAGAAGGAGCAGUUCUGGAUCGCCUUCCCCUUCAGCGUUAUGUAUGCCAUUGCUGUGGUGGGGAACAUCGCCCUUCUGGUCUUCAUCAAGACCGUGCCAAGUCUGCACGAGCCCAUGUACCUCUUCCUGGCCAUGCUGGCCUUCACUGACCUGGUCCUCUCCACAUCCUCCCUACCCAAAAUGCUCAGCAUCUUCUGGCUGGGCUCCAGGGAGAUCAGCUUUCAUGCUUGCCUCGCUCAGAUGUUCUUCAUUCACUGCUUCUCCAUCAUGGACUCAGGAGUGCUGUGGGCCAUGGCCUUCGACCGCUUCGUGGCCAUCUACAACCCACUGCAAUAUGCAUCAAUACUGACCAACUCCCGGAUAGGUCUCAUUGGGCUGGGGCUCGCGGUGAGGAGCGUUAUCCUCUUGAUCCCCUUGCCAGUUCUCCUGACCAGGCUGCCGUUCUGCAGGUCCCGUGUGCUCGCUCACUCCUUCUGCCUGCACCCCAACUUAAUCCAGCUGCCGUGUGCAGAUGUGCGGGUGAACAGCAUGUAUGGCCUAUUCGUCCUGCUGGCCACGUUUGGGCUAGACUCGCUCUUUAUUGUCCUCUCUUACGUUAUGAUCAUUAAGACUGUGCUGAGUAUUGCAUCCAAGGAGGAGCGCCUCAAGGCCCUGAACACCUGCAUCUCUCAUAUCUGUGCUGUCCUGAUUUAUUACAUCCCCAUGAUCGGCUUAUCCAUGGUGUACAGGUUUGGGAAGCAUGUACCUCCUCUGAUUCACGUCCUCAUGGCCAACAUCUACCUUCUUGUGCCCCCUGUGUUAAACCCCAUUAUUUACAGUAUGAAAACUAAACAGAUCCGCAGAGGCAUAUGCAAACUACUAACUCCAAAAUGA
This is a messenger RNA of Tinamus guttatus (white-throated tinamou), 942 nucleotides long. RefSeq names its product olfactory receptor 52R1-like. Gene Ontology annotation, cellular component: plasma membrane. The record is from RefSeq and is a predicted model, not a curated record. Gene Ontology annotation, biological process: G protein-coupled receptor signaling pathway. Gene Ontology annotation, molecular function: olfactory receptor activity; G protein-coupled receptor activity. Lineage: Eukaryota; Metazoa; Chordata; Aves; Tinamiformes; Tinamidae.